AUGAAGUGGUCAACAACCUGCAUAAUAAUAGCUGUUUCAACUUAUAUACAUUCACAGCAAAGGAUUAUUGAAGGCCCUGCAGACACUCGGGCUUUAAUUGGUAGUACCGCCGUUCUAAAAUGUCGUGUCGAAGCACAGCAGGGAGCAGUGCAAUGGAUGAAAAAUGGUUUUGGCUUAGGAAAUGAUCGAGAUUUAUCUUUAUUUAAAAGAUAUAGUAUGGAAGGUAGGGUUAGUAAAGGAGAGUAUAAUUUGCGCAUAAUUAAUGUACAAAUGGAUGAUGACGAUGAAUAUGCGUGUCAGAUUGAAGCAGCCAAUGAAAACCCAACGAGGGUAUCCAAUCUCGCCAAACUUACUGUUUUAGUUAAACCAGAAGAUCCAAAAUUAUUGUCACCUGUAUCUAAUCUGAGAACAGUAGUUGGUGAAUACAUUCAACGAUCAUGCAUAAGCAAACAUGGUAAACCGCAGGCAAAAAUAGGAUGGCUGAUAUCAGAUGAUCCAAAUGCCUCAAGUGUUUCGUUGUGGUUGGGCGAUAGCAGGGAGAAAUUCAAUCCUGUCUCCAAGUUUACUAACAGCGGUCAAGAGAUACAAAAUGCACGCGUUGUUGAAUAUGUUAGCUCUAAUGACGAUCGAACAUACAAUGUUAUUAGUAAUAUAAGUUUUGCACCUCGAAUGGAGGACGAUGAUAAGUAUUUAGUAUGCUUGGUGAAUCAUGAAACCUAUAUAACACCACAGUUACAUGCCGUUCGCCUUGAUUUAAAUUAUCCACCAAGAGUGGAAGUGGAGCUGGACAACAACUCUAAACUUUAUGAGCAUGGUUCGGCACAACUCUUUUGCAACGUCAAGGCUAAACCAUUCAAAAACAUCAAAAUAGCAUGGUAUCGAAAUGGAAAAGAAAUCAUCCUUGCAACAGCUAGUACGUUAUCAAUAUCCGAGUUAAGAAUUGAUCAUCAUCAAUCUGAGUACACAUGUGUUGCAAGAAAUGUAAUAGGCGAUGCUUCUGAUUCUAUUAUCCUCAAUAUUACAUUUGUAGAUGGGGCUUACAUAAUGUCACGCCAGCAACAUCAAGCGGUAAAUCCUGGUGAAACGGCAUCAUUUAUUUGUGAAGCUAUUGGAAAUCCAGCACCAACAAUCUACUGGACCAAAGUGGCUGAUAGUCAAAUUUUAGCACGCGGAAACAAUUUAACAAUUGAAUCAGUUCAAAGCUGGCAACGUGGUGAAUAUGAAUGCGUAGCAACAGUACAGGGUUUUCCGCCUGCACGCUUAGUAAAUUAUUUACACAUCAGGGGACCACCUUCCGUCAGUUUAAGCGAUGAAAUUGUUGCCGCUGUUGGAGAAAGUCUUGAGAUUAUCUGUGAGGUAAGAGGUCGCCCGCAACCACAAGAUGUUUUGUGGUCCUUAAAUGGGGUAACGUUUGAAUAUGGGCGUUUAAGUAGUCGCUUUCAGAUUCAUCAAGUUGCGCGACAGUUUGGCGUGGAAAGUCGGUUGGCUAUUCAAAAUAUUAAGGAUUCAGAUUUUGGUACGUACAAUUGCUCUGCAUAUAAUGAGCUGGGCAAAGAUUACCAGACAGUUCAACUGAAAUCAAAGAACAUAGUGGAUGCAUUUAUUGGACUUGUACCACCGCAGUAUUUUUUUCCAGUCGCUUUCCUGCUAUUCUCAGCUUUAUUCAUCAUGGGUUGCUGUAGUUGUUGGCAGUAUCGUCGAAAUUCAUACAAAACUGCUCAAUUCAGUGAUGAUCGUUCUGAUGUGAGCGUGAAAAUUGAAACGCUUAUUGGCAAUCAGUUUUUUACCGACAUGUAUAAUUCUACAUCUAAUGAAAGUCAUCAACUUCUUUGUUCUGAAGAUUACAUAACGAUGCCACAAAGUAAUCUAAACUGCUAUUAUUUGUCAUGUUCACCGAUUGUUAACAGAAGCAUUUACAAAACUUGUGCUUCACAUUCUUUUGAUUGUGGCACCGAUGAACAAAAUGAACAACACAUUAGUCAUCCCUACAAUAGUUUUGCAUCAAGUUCAAGUACUGCCGCUGUUACCAUAUCUGAACCAUGUCACUAUCAGAAUUCAAAGGCAAUCCAAGGAUCAAUUCUUGUGUAG
Molecule: messenger RNA, 2088 nt
Organism: Brugia malayi
Lineage: Eukaryota; Metazoa; Nematoda; Chromadorea; Rhabditida; Onchocercidae
Gene: Bma-syg-1
Exons: 14
Coding region: 1-2088 (695 amino acids)
Biological process (GO): cell-cell adhesion
Cellular component (GO): cell-cell junction
Molecular function (GO): cell adhesion molecule binding
Source: RefSeq, a predicted model, not a curated record